Trifolium pratense (red clover) is the source of this 1419-nucleotide messenger RNA. Its product is annotated as SPX domain-containing protein 2-like. The record is from RefSeq and is a predicted model, not a curated record. The transcript has 4 exons. Gene Ontology annotation, biological process: cellular response to phosphate starvation. NCBI's taxonomy places the organism in Eukaryota, Viridiplantae, Streptophyta, Magnoliopsida, Fabales, Fabaceae. Bases 95 to 940 code for a protein of 281 amino acids.
GUUUCCCUAUGCAGCUAACCAACAAGAACAACUGAAUGAAGACGAAACCUAUAAAAAUGGUUUGAAGAAGAUAAGAACAAGAAUAUCAAAAACGAUGAAGUUCUGGAAGAUUCUCAAUAAUCAGAUCGAACAAACGUUACCGGAUUGGCGUGACAAGUUUCUUUCUUACAAGGAUCUUAAGAAACAGUUGAAACUAAUUGAUCCUAAAGAUUCUUCUUCUUCUUCGUCGAAACGACGUCGUUUGGAUGACGACGGUGCAACCACCACGGAUGGCGGCGAGGUGACGAAAGAGGUUAAUGAUUUUCUGAAGUUGUUGGAGGUUGAAAUUGAGAAAUUCAAUGGUUUUUUUGUUGAGAAGGAAGAAGAAUAUGUUAUCAAAUGGAAGGAAUUGCAAGACAAAGUGGCCUGGGCCAAGAAUUCUGAUUUAGAGUUGAUGACAGUAGGGAGGGAAAUAGUGGAUUUUCAUGGAGAGAUGGUUUUAUUAGAGAACUACAGUGCACUUAACUACACAGGUUUGGUUAAGAUAAUAAAGAAAUAUGAUAAGCGAACUGGUGCGCUACUUCGAUUACCUUUUAUCCAAGAUGUCUUGAACCAACCGUUCUUCAAAAUUGAUGUGCUUAACAAACUUGUAAAGGAGUGUGAGGUGAUGCUAAGUAUCAUUUUCCCCAAAAGUGGUCCUCUAGGUCAAUCCUUAUCAACCAGUGAUGUUUUUGAGGAAGUUUCGCGUGGCUCCACGUCUGCAAAUGAAACAAAAGAGACACUCGAGCAUGUCCCCAAAGAACUUUCUGAGAUCCAAAAUAUGGAGAACAUUUUCAUAAAAUUAACUACAUCAGCACUGGAUACCUUGAAAGAGAUUCGGGGUGGAAGCUCAACUGUAAGCAUAUACUCAUUACCUCCUAUGCAUAGUGCCCCUAACAGUGAGACUCUUGUAGAGGAUUGAAGGAAAAUAACAGGAUAGAUGCUGAGAGUUUGAUUCUCCGUCUUCUCAUGUUUCUGGAUUCUCUUCUGUGGAGAAAGUAGCUAAAUAGAUCAUGGCAAUAACUUGUGAGUUGUGAUAGGUCCUCUCCGACAUUGUCUUCUCUAUGUUGAGAACACACUCGGAAUGAAUUUGGAUGGAAUUUUGGCCUCCAUUUUGGAACAGUUUCGGAUGAUAGUGAAUGCAGCAUGAUUAUUUUUCCCUUUUUUUUAAUAAUGUAAAAUUUUCCUCAGAGUUAUAGAGGUGUCAUGCACUUUCUUAAAUUGGCAUCUAGCUUGUACCAAUAUGCUUACAAUUUGUGGGCUUUAUGUAGAUAAAAUCUAGAUUUUCAUACCAAACUCUUGGUUAAAAAGAGGUGGUUUGGGAUUUUGUAAUGCAUAUACUAAUUUUGUUUGGAGAAAAAUAUUUCCUAUGCAUGGGUAGCUUAGCUCUUUGUACCUGAA